AUGCAAGGUGGAGAUGGUAAUUCCCCGGGAUAUGGAGACUCGGGAUACGGCAACUUUCCCAAUCAGACGUGGAGUCCGCACUCGCCCCAAUUCCGGGUCCAGCCAUCCCAGCAGAGGAACUUGGUUCGCCAACCAUCGGGGUUCGGGGACUACCGACCGAAUAUGGACGCGAUCAACAACCCAUCCUCCCAAUUCCAAUCCUCCCAAUUCCAAUACUCCCCGUCUCCUCUGUCUGAAUCUGAUAGAUUCACAUGGGAACAGUUGAUGGGUACACCUGAGACCCCGACAUCCGGUAGUGUGGAGAUGGAGGCCCCCACCGGGGGUCGCCGAACCGGCGGUGGUGGGGGGCGAGGUGGCGGCGGUGGGAUUGGGAGGCGAGGCGGCGGCGGAAGGCGAGGCGGUGGGGGGCGAGGCGGUAGAGAGCAUGGGCCCACCGGCGGCGGGCGAGGUGGAGACAGAGAGCCGGCCACCGGCGGUGGCCGAGGCGGUGGUGAUCGGCGUGGCGAGAAGUACUACGACGACGAAUCCCUCGCUGUUGCGCGGGCUUGGGAGGCGGUCACGACGAAUCCGGUCAUCGGCACGGAUCAGACCGACAUUUGCUUCUGGAGGCGCGUCCUGACGGUGUACAACGGCUUCAAACCAGAAGGCAGUGCCGGACGUGAUGAAGGCUAG
Salvia splendens (bonfire salvia) is the source of this 672-nucleotide messenger RNA. RefSeq names its product protein no-on-transient A-like. The transcript has a single exon. The record is from RefSeq and is a predicted model, not a curated record. Bases 1 to 672 code for a protein of 223 amino acids. Lineage: Eukaryota; Viridiplantae; Streptophyta; Magnoliopsida; Lamiales; Lamiaceae.